AUGAAACUUUUAGGUUUAUUGGCACUCUGGGCGGCCGCUUGUGAAUCACUGGCCGUUCAAAAACGUCUUGCAACCCCAGAGUCCAACAGUGAUGGAUACUUCAAGGUUGCCUUUGAAGUUGCUGAGAGGGACCUUUUUGACCCAACCAGAAUCGUCAAACGUUCGGAAAUGGGAGGAAGAUCCGUCGAUUACGAAGAAUUGGCUAAAAGAAGCCGUCAUCAAUUAGGCAAAAGAUCAAUGAAUUCCUCUAAUAUUGACGAUGCUGUGACAAUUCAAAAUAACCAAACCGUGGUGUACUAUGCAAAUAUUUCUCUUGGUACCCCUCCUCAAAACUUCUCAGUACAAAUGGAUACCGGGUCGUCGGAUUUGUGGAUUUUUGCCAAAUCCAAUCCAUAUUGUAAUUUCGGUUCCAGCAGUUCCAAAAGAGAUGUUGGCGAAAAGGAUUGGAAUUACGAUGGUGCUUUGAGCUCUUUAGAAGCCGCAGAAGCCUCGCUUUAUGAUUACGAAACCCAACUGGAAGCUACUUAUUCCACUGGAGCUUCAAGUUCUUUUGUGUCACUUUCUACCCUUCACACUGUCCUGAGUAUUGUCAUUACUACCACCAGUGACGAUCAUACUUAUACUGAAACUACCGCUGCUACCUCCGGUACUGCUACUGACGAUGACUAUGACGGUUCGAUAUCUACUGGAGACUUUGAAUACGUUAACAGAGAAACUUAUAUCACUCCAUCGUAUUACCCCCUGCAAACAACUUAUCAAAUAAAUACUGCCACAGUGCUGCCUACAAUUGCUUGUGAUGAUACGGGAUAUUUCAAUCCGGAUGACUCUAGUAGUUUCCAUAAGACCGACAACGAUUUCUUCAUCAGUUAUGGUGAUUUAACUUUUGCCCAAGGGACAGUUAACCAAGACAGACUUAUUUUCAACGAUUUCGUAAUUGAGAACUACACUUUUGGUCUUGCAGAAGCCGCUAAUUCUUCAGAUAUGGUGUUCGGGAUCGGGUUAACUGGACUCGAGACUUUAGGAGUAUACGAUAAUUUACCUUUAAGACUUGUCGAUAGUGGGUACAUCAACCGUGCAGUAUAUUCUCUUUAUCUUGAUGACGCUAACGCGACUACUGGUAACAUUCUUUUCGGGGCGGUUGACAGCUCCAGAUACACAGGUAACUUGACCACUUUCUCGUUGGUCAAUAUUGAUGGUUAUUACGAAAACGCUGACGCCUUUUAUAUCACCUGUGAUAGUAUUGACCUUACUUAUUCCAGCAAUAACUCUGUUGCUCUGAAUGUGUCUUCUGCAAAACAUCCAAUCUUAUUCGAUUCCGGGACUUCGUUUUUUGUGGUUCCACCGACAGUUUAUGAAUGGUUUGGAGUGGCCUUUGAACAUAUCUCCUAUAUUGAGGAAAUCGGUGGAUAUCUUGCCCUUUGUGAUGUGUUGGAAGAUUAUAAUUUCGAUAUUACUUUCCAAGGCACUACUUAUUCUAUCCCUCUUUCGUUCUUGAGUACUUCAAUGACCGAGGCCAGUCAGGGUAUGUUGCAAGGGGUUUCUCUGAAAUACAAUAAGCCUGAUUAUUGUUUCUUGGAGCUCUUACCAGGGGACGACAAUACAAUGAUUGCUGGGGAUACUCUUCUAAGAUGGUUUUAUGUGGUUUAUGAUUUGACUAACUAUGAGCUUCUGGUGGCCCAAGCAUUGUUCAACAGCACCACUGAGGAUAUCCACGUUGUUUCUGCUCUUGAUAAGAUUCCUGGGGCGGUCUCUGCUCCUAGUUCCACUACGUAUGAGGGUGACAUGGAUACUCCGGAGGGAACCGAUGGUGAAGAGCCAACUUUCACCGGUACCAUACAUAAAGGAACAAAGUAUCUUAAUGCUGGUGGUAAAUUGACCAGCUCUUGGCCAUUGAUUGUUGGGGGGCUUGCUGGUUGGUAUUUUUUCUUCUAA
Messenger RNA from Saccharomycopsis crataegensis, 1932 nucleotides. RefSeq lists its product as uncharacterized. The coding region runs from base 1 to 1932 and encodes 643 amino acids. The transcript has a single exon. The record is from RefSeq and is a predicted model, not a curated record. Gene Ontology annotation, biological process: proteolysis. Lineage: Eukaryota; Fungi; Ascomycota; Saccharomycetes; Ascoideales; Saccharomycopsidaceae. Gene Ontology annotation, molecular function: aspartic-type endopeptidase activity.